AUGGGCUCGCAGCUGGAUGCAAACUCCAGCGCUGUGCGCAAACGGAUAGAAAACCAUAGCUUCAAUGGCGAGGAGGGCGAAGAGUAUGAGGCAUCUAGCUUUGGUGGAUUUUCCGAUUAUAUGCGGCGCAAGAAGAUCAAACUGCAAAACCUAGAUGCAGAGAUACGCGCCUCAUCCGCGGACAACCCCCCCAUCUUCCGAGGCGUGGUUGCGCAUGUCAACGGCUACACGCAACCAUCUCUGCAGGACCUCCAUCAUCUUAUAGUGAGCCAUGGAGGUGGAUUUGUCCAGUACCUGGAGUCCAAGACUGCGGCGACACACAUCAUCGCCAGCUCGCUGACUCCGAAGAAGCGCGAGGAGUUUCGCAGAUAUCGCAUUGUCAAGCCGGCUUGGGUGGUUGAGAGUGUUCAAGCAGGGCGGAUGCUUCCCUGGGAGCACUUCAAGGUGGUGGAUGAGGGACAGACUCAGAAAGUGCUUAAGUUCAAUAGCGGACGUCUGCUUAGCCAGACGAAUAGUCCUCGAACAGGGUACAAUGAUCAAACUAGCUCGAGCUGGUACACGUCGCAAUUGAAACUCCCAAUUGAACGAAAGGAUACAGCCCCUCGGUCCACGCCGCCGGAGACUACCGGAAACUCGGACGAACCUCUAAAUGCAACGAGUCAGUCUGAUUAUGGCGAAUUUCCGAGUUUCAGUGCUCUUGAUGAACGACAACAGCCAUCAGAUGAUGUACAAGGUAACGAGUUACCAGACUCCAGACCAAGCGUCGAUCUUCCGGAACAAAUUGGAGCACGAAGCUUUUCUCCGACAUCUCCGAAUAAAGCAAAACAAACACCUUCAUUGUCUCCCAAGGUGCCUACUUUAAAACCAGAUCUGACAUCCGAAGAAUAUAACGCACAGCUCCUGAAUGAUCCCCGUAUGAGGGGUUCAAGCGUUGUUAACCCAGAAUUCCUCCAGCAGUACUACAGAGAGUCCCGCUUGCACCAUCUUUCAGCAUGGAAAGCUGAGCUAAAGGCCCAGCUCCAAGUGGCAGCAAAAGAAAAAACAAUAUCUCAAGCGGGCAAAAAGAAGCGUGCUCCAGGGGCCAGGCGAUACAUUCUUCACGUUGACUUUGACUGCUUUUUUGCGGCAGUAUCAACGCUCAAGCAUCCGGAGCUGAGCGGGAAACCGGUUGCCAUCGCUCAUGGUACGGGUACUGGCUCUGAGAUCGCCAGUUGCAACUAUGUAGCACGGUCCCAUGGCGUCAAAAACGGGAUGUGGAUGAAGGGCGCCCUACAAGCAUGUCCUGAGCUGCAAGUGCUACCUUACGAUUUCUCCGCUUACGAGGAUGCAAGUCGCAAAUUUUACAGCGCUGUAUUGGCUAUUGAUGGUGUUGUCCAGAGUGUCAGUAUUGACGAAGCCUUGGUGGACAUAACCUCCUCUUGCCUGGAAGCCGGAGGCACGGAUGGCAGGGGUAUAUCCGAAGGGUCUAUCUAUCGUGAACAACUCAAGGCGGAUGAAAUCGCCCAAAGUCUACGGGACUCAGUAAAAGCCACCGCUGGCUGUGCAGUUUCUGUCGGUAUCGGUGGCAAUAUCCUACUAGCAAAGCUUGCGCUGCGAAAAGCCAAACCUGCUGGACAAUUCCAGCUGAAACCUGAGGCCGUGCUUGAUUUCAUCGGUAACCUCACGGCUCAGGAUCUACCGGGAGUAGGAUACAGUCUUGGAACAAAAAUGGAAGAUCUAGGUGUCAAAUUCGUCAAGGAUAUCAGGGAUAUUUCUAAGGAAAGGCUGCUUUCCAGCUUGGGACCAAAGACAGGUGCAAAGCUGUAUGAUUACGCUCGUGGUAUCGACCGAACAGAAGUUGGGAACGAGGUCCUCAGAAAGUCCGUUUCCGCUGAAGUCAACUGGGGUAUUCGAUUUGUGAGUCAAGCUCAAGCUGAAGAUUUCGUGCAAUCUUUGUGUGCAGAGUUGCACCGGAGAUUAGUUGAGAAUCUUGUGAAGGGCAAGCAAUUGACCCUCAAAGUCAUGCGACGAGCUGCGGACGCACCAUUAGAGCCAGUGAAACAUCUGGGACAUGGCAAGUGUGACGUCUUCAACAAGAGCAUUAUUCUUGGGAUUUCCACCAAUACAAAAGAAGUCCUCGGAAAAGAAGCAGUCACUAUGCUCCGGAGCUUCAAUAUCUCGCCAGGCGAUCUGCGGGGCUUAGGUGUGCAAAUGACCAAACUAGAACCACUUAAAUCCGGCGACGCAGAGAAACCUGAAAGCAGCCAGCAACAACUUAACUUCAAGGCAUCGCCAGCCCGGAAGCGCAUGGAGCAUACCGUCGACCCCGACAACUUGGAGAGUCCUCACAAAGGGGAAUCAGAGACAGUCACAUCAAUCACCCACAACCCAGCAUUAGACAGCGGCCACAAGCGGUUGAAUAUCUCUGGUACUCAGUUCGUCCUACCAUCUCAGCCUGAUCCCGAGGUCGUCGCAGAACUUCCAAAUGAUAUCCGGUCGAGACUGAAAGCGCAAGCCAAACCUGUACGAGAUCCGCGGCCCACAUCUCCCUGUCCUCCGCCUCGUCAAGUCCAGGCGCCUGCAACAGAACUUCCCCCUCAAUCUCAACUUGAUCCCGAGACUUUGGCAGCCUUACCGGAAGAUGUGCGUGCUGAGGUUCUAGGUUACUACAAUCAAUCCACUAGGGACAUCACGCCGCAGCCUUCAACAUCUAGCGCACCCCCAGCACGCCCUCUAUCCACAGGUCCCUCGAGAAUCCAAAAGCCCCCGACACCAAGUAAAAAGCGCCGUGGCCGCCCUCCGAUCAAGACAUCCGGCAACAUGACCCUUACACAAAGCUUCGUCCGGGCACGGCCCCCAACCGCGAGCAACGCCAGUGGGCCCUCGAGACAAUUUACCCCUCCAGCAGAACACCCAGAGAUAUCAGAAGACUUCCUCGCCGCCCUCCCGGAAGACAUCCGCCGUGAGGUUCUCGAAGAUCACAAACGUAAUACCCGUUUGCAACAACGCCCCUCGAAUGCAAAUGUGGCUGUCUCAGCCCCUCGACGAGUAAUCCAACCCAAACCACGUAGUCAACAAUCUGCACAAAGGCGCCUCCAUCUUCCCCCGCUCCCGGAACGGCCUACAUUCACGUCAAAGAAGCUUUCAAAUGUAUCAGACCUUCGCGCUGCAGUUGGUGCCUGGCAUGCUGUUUUCGCAGACGAGGGUCCCUUCACUGAGGACGUGACAUCGCUCUCUCGGUAUUUGCAGCGCGUCGUCGUCGACGAGAAGGACGUAGACAAGGCUGUGUCGGUGGUCAACUGGCUCGCGUGGUUGGUUGAUGACGGACGUGAGAGUGAAGAGGCUCUGGAGAGUAAGCGACCGAAGGUACCUGAUAGUCCUCGCGAUUCUGUGACGUGGGAUGGUGCUCUUCAGUCUCUGCGGGUGGAUUUGAAUAAUGCUGUUGAGGAGAGGGGGUUGCCGCCUGUGGAAUUUGAUUAA
Aspergillus chevalieri is the source of this 3459-nucleotide messenger RNA. RefSeq names its product putative DNA damage repair protein Mus42 (gene REV1). Gene Ontology annotation, molecular function: DNA-directed DNA polymerase activity; deoxycytidyl transferase activity; damaged DNA binding. The record is from RefSeq and is a predicted model, not a curated record. The transcript is spliced from 2 exons. Gene Ontology annotation, biological process: error-prone translesion synthesis; error-free translesion synthesis. Bases 1 to 3459 code for a protein of 1152 amino acids. Gene Ontology annotation, cellular component: nucleus. NCBI's taxonomy places the organism in Eukaryota, Fungi, Ascomycota, Eurotiomycetes, Eurotiales, Aspergillaceae.